AGAUUUCGGAAGUAUUCGCAGAACAAUUAUUAUUUUCACGCAACUACGGCAGGACUCCUUUGAUCUCUCUCUCGCUCUCUCUCUCUCUCUCUCUCCUCUCUCUCUCUCUCUCUCUCUCUCUCUUCCGGGCGCAGCUUCGGCAGAUUGGCUUCGAUUCAGCUCCUCCCCUACGUGGUAGCACACUUGAUCAGCUCCUGGAACGUGAACAGUUUGGCUGAAAAGCACUUUUCUAAAAAAUCCCAGGCAACAACAGGCUACGCUACCGAUCUCUGUACUUAAGAGGAGUUGCUUAGUUCCUCAAUCGUUAAAAAAGGUUUUCGGAUAACAUUCCUCAAUCUCUACCACAACGAUGGAUACUGGGGUUGGCUUGCACUUAGCUCUAUGUACCUGGCUUCUGAUCUCCGCUCAAAUUCAGAUAAUUGUCGAGGCUGAGAUAACUUGCGCAUCGUGCGGUUCGCCCGUUAAAAUAAACCGGGAGGAAUUACAACUGGACAAGCGCGUGGACUUAGUGGAGAGGCGAGCGACACUUCUAAAAGAUAUCCGCAAGGAAUCUCAGCGACCCACAGACCUUAGCUCUGAGACAGGAGUUGCUGUCGGAGCAGAGGAUUUUGCCGAGGAUAUGAAGGAAUCGGAUAAGGAUGUAAGCAUGGAUGGAGUUGACAUGAACGUAUCCCCCGAUAGUUCACCUCAGGUCAGUGAAAAAGUAGCACGAUCCAAUUACGAAACGAUCACGGAGGGGAACAAAUUAAGCGAGAUUGAUUCUAAGGAUACGAUUCAAAGGCAAAAGCGGAGUGGACCAGAACUAUCCGAGUUGAACGAAGGGGUGAAAAGCGGUAGCGCCCUUCGCGACGGAGCGCCGUCGGAUGACAGAAUCACAGGUUCGUUGCUGGACGGAGAGAGACUAAGCAGGCCCGAAUUGAGGUGGAACAGGGAUGAUGGAAAAGUGCAGAAUCCGAGACAAGACGAGCCGAAACUGAUCAGCACCACUUUCGCCUUGACGGGAGAUUCCGCUCACAAUCAGGCAAUGGUGUUCUGGUCUGGCCACAACAGCAGUGUGAUCUUAAUCUUGACCAAACUGUACGACUUCAACUUGGGAACGGUCACUGAAAGCUCGUUGUGGAGGUCGACGGAUUAUGGAACCACCUAUGAGAAACUGAACGACAAAGUGGGGUUAAAGAGAGUGUUGAGCUACCUGUAUGUGUGCCCAACAAACAAGAAAAAGAUAAUGGUGCUGAGCGACCCCGAGCUUGAAAGCAGCAUCUUUAUCAGCUCGGAUGAAGGCGCGAGCUAUCAGAAAUUCCGCAUGAAUUUCUACAUCCUGAGCUUGCUGUUUCAUCCGACCCACGAAGACUGGGUGUUGGCCUACAGCCACGACCAGAAGUUGUACAGCUCAGUGGAUUUUGGAAGAAAAUGGCAGUUUGUCCAUGAAAAUGUGACUCCAAACAGAUUUUACUGGUCGGUUCUGGGCCUGGACAGGGAGUCAGAUCUGGUGCACAUGGAGGUCCACACCGCUGAUGGACGUACUCAGUAUGUAAUGUGCAGAGUCCAAGGAUGUUCUGAAUCCAGCAGAAAUCACCCUUUCCCUGGGUACAUUGACUCCAACUCCCUGGUGAUUCAGGACAGCUACGUGUUCAUUCAGGUCACCACUGCAGGGCGAGCCAGCUACUACGUGUCCUAUCAGAGAGAACCGUUUAUGCGCAUUAAACUGCCUAAAUACUCCCUUCCCAAGGACAUGCACAUAAUCAGCACGGACGAGAACCAGGUGUUCGCCGCCGUCCAGGAGUGGAACCAGAACGACACGUACAACCUGUACAUCUCGGACCCGCGCGGGAUCUACUUCACCCUGGCCCUGGAGAACGUCAAAACCAGCAAGGGCCUGGAGGGAAACAUCAUGAUCGACCUGUACGAGGUAGCAGGGAUCAAAGGGAUGUUCAUAGCCAACAGGAAGCUUGAGAACCAAGUGAAGACCUUCAUCACCUACAACAAGGGCAGAGACUGGCGGCUGCUACAGGCUCCAACUGUAGACCUCGCUGGCAAUGAGAUCCAUUGCAUUCUGCCAUUCUGUUCCCUGCACCUUCAUCUUCACAUGGCUGAAAACCCGUACACUUCCGGAAGCAUCUGCAGCCGAUCCUCUGCUCCAGGAAUCAUAGUGGCCACUGGUAACAUUGGUUCGGAGCUCUCAUUCAAUAACAUUGGGAUGUAUAUAUCUUCAGACGCUGGAAAUAACUGGAGACAGAUCUUUGAGGAAGAGCACAGUAUCUGGUUUCUGGAUAAAGGAGGGGCUUUGCUUGCGGUCAAACAAGCAACCGUACCGGUUAGAAAUAUUUGGGUCAGCUUUGACGAAGGGAGGCAGUGGAGCCGGCACAGCGUCUCCUUAGUGCCCCUGUACGUCGACGGAGUCCUGGUGGAGCCCGGCAUCGACAAUCAGAUAAUGACGUUUUUUGGACACUUCAGUCAUCGUUCUGAAUGGCAGCUCAUAAAAAUAGACUACAAGUCCAUUUUCACCCGGAGAUGCACUGAGGGAGAUUAUCAGACCUGGCACCUCCAUAAUCAGGGUGAGCCCUGUGUGAUGGGAGAGAAGCAAAUCUACAUGAAGCGGAGGCCAGGAAACCGUUGCAUGCUGGGAAGAGACUACGCCCGAAUUCUAUCCGCCGAGCCUUGCAUCUGCAAGGCCUCCGAUUUUGAAUGUGAUUACGGAUAUGAACGUCGGGCGGAUGGGAACUGUUUACCAGCUUUUUGGUUUAACCCCUCCACGGUAUCCAGAAGUUGUAGCCAAGGGCAAAACUACCUCAACAGCACCGGGUACCGUAAAGUGGUCUCCAACAACUGCACAAAAGGGGUGAAGGAGCUGUACGCGGCCCGGAAACAGCAGUGCCCCACCCUGGCGCCCCGCGGCCUCCAGCUGGACACGCGGGAGGGGCGUCUGACCGCCGCCCUGGGGAGCAACGUCACCUUCCUGGUGCACCUGGAGGAGGGAGACUCCAUGAGAACCAACAUCCAGCUGGAUUUUGGAGACGGGACCGCGGUGUCCUACUCCAAUCUCAGCUGGACGGAGGACGGGAUCCGACACGUCUACCGAACGGCCGGGAUAUUCCGCGUGACGGCGCUCGCUGAGAACAGCCUCGGGUUCGACAGCACCACGCUCUUCUUACACGUCACCUGUCCGGUGGAACACGUCCACCUCCUGGCUCCUUUCGUGACCAUCAGGAAGAAGGAAGUGAACAUCUCCGCCAUCGUCUGGCCGAGCCACUCCAGGACACUGACCUAUUUCUGGUGGUUUGGCAACAGCACAGAGCCCGUAAUAACCUUGGAUGGGAGCAUCGCGCACACCUUUCAGGCCGAGGGCACGACCUCGGUUACCGUACAAGUGUCUUCUGGGGACACCAUAUUACAGGACACAAAAACAAUCGCAGUUCAAGAAUAUUUCAAAUCACUGCUUUUAUCAUUCUCCCCUAAUCUGGAUGAAUACAACCCUGACAUCCCGGAGUGGAGGCAAGAUGUCGGCAGGCUGAUUAAGAAAGCCCUGUUGCAAGUAUCUGAGUUUCCCGAGGAACAGCUUCUGGUUGCAGUGUUUCCUGGGUUACCAACCGCCGCUGAACUUUUCCUGCUGCCAAACAAGAACCAAUCAGAAGGAAAGAAAAAAACAGAGGAGGAUCUUGAUCAAAUUUCAGAGAUUCUUGUGAGUGCCCUGAACCAAAAUUUGGUUGACUUUGAACUGAAACCUGGGGAUCGAGUAAUCGUCUAUAUCACACAGUUAACGCUGGCUCCCCUGGUAGACUCCAGCCAGAGGCACAGCAGCUCGGCCAUGCUGAUGCUCCUGUCCGUGGUGUUUUUGGGCUUAGCUGUUUUUUUGAUCUACAAGUUCAAAAGAAAAAUUCCGUGGAUCAAUAUAUACGCGGAGGUGAACCACGAGAAAGAGCAGGAGAUGAUCGGCUCGGUCAGCCAGACUGAGAACACACCUAAAAUAUCACUCAGCGAGUUCCCAACUCCCAAGGAACUGUUAGAGAAGCAAAUGGAUGUCAGGGUUAAAGGAGGCGUGGGAAAUGUAUGCGAGAGCACAAGGGAGAUCCCUAACUGCACGAGUGUUUAAAAUGGAGGGGAUGUAUGUGUACAGAAGUUAUCGCCAUUUUGAAGGUUCUUUUUUUUUUUUUUUUUGUAAUUCUGAAAACACAUUCAAUGUUAAUAGUUUUUUAAGGACCUCAUUUAUACAGAUUUGCAUGGGUGUCUUGUUUUAUAAGAUUUAUGCAUUCAAGUCUAAAUCUACUUGACAAGGCAUUUUUUAAAUAUAAAUAAACCUUUCUUAGUUUUGAGAAAGUGUAAAGUAUAUGCACAUGUAGGCUGUUGAUGUAUUUUACUCUAGUCAUGACAUCAUUGUAUGGUUUUAAAGACACAUAACUGUUGUUCUGAAGUAUUUCUUUUAUACUUGACAGCAUCUCAGAUGUCUGUAAAAUAGUUUUGAUUUGACUCAUUACUUUAAUGUCAACCUUGAGUUUUCCUCAUGAAAUCAUACACAAGGUUUCUGUAAAAGGUAUAAUGUUCAGCAGAAAUGAUAAAUCUCAUUUAUCUUUAUGAGUGAUUUUAUCCUAAUACAUACAGGUGUAUUUGAAUUUUGCCUCAGCAAACCAUUCUGGAAGAGAAACACUGUUCAAAAGGAAGCCAUUCUCCCAAAUCUCACCAAGUGCAGUGGAGUGAUAUGAGGUAAAAGUUCAUCAGACUGUCCAGCUUUAAUUUAAUUUUAUUUGGUGUUUGAACUAUGUAUAGAAAAGGCUGUAAUUCCUACACAGAUCAACUAUAUGGAUGUAUAUAUCCUCAAAUUAAAGCUGACAGUCUGCACUUA
This is a messenger RNA of Anguilla anguilla (European eel), 4837 nucleotides long. RefSeq names its product sortilin related VPS10 domain containing receptor 3 (gene sorcs3a). Gene Ontology annotation, molecular function: protein binding. The record is from RefSeq and is a predicted model, not a curated record. The transcript has 27 exons. The coding region runs from base 350 to 4090 and encodes 1246 amino acids. Lineage: Eukaryota; Metazoa; Chordata; Actinopteri; Anguilliformes; Anguillidae. Gene Ontology annotation, cellular component: membrane.